Messenger RNA from Grosmannia clavigera kw1407, 675 nucleotides. RefSeq lists its product as uncharacterized. Lineage: Eukaryota; Fungi; Ascomycota; Sordariomycetes; Ophiostomatales; Ophiostomataceae. The transcript has 2 exons. Bases 1 to 675 code for a protein of 224 amino acids. Gene Ontology annotation, cellular component: membrane. The record is from RefSeq and is a predicted model, not a curated record.
AUGGCCUUUCAGGGUUUUUUCGAGAUGACGGGCGCUGCCAUGGCGUCUGCGGCCGAAAAUACACGGCAGUUUGCCGUUGGGAGCAUGCCAGUGGUAGAAGGAGCCGUGAACUUUGCGGCCGAGAAGUUCAAGGGGUUUGCAGUCGGAAAAGCUCCGAUAGUGCAGACAGCUGUGGCUUCUGCAGCCGACGCGACACAGCAGUUCGUCGCUGAUACCGCACCCGAGGUGGGGGGCUUCGUCGCUUACGCCGGUGGAAAGGUUCUAGGGCUCACGGCCGAAACGGCGCCCAAGGUCAACGCUGCUGUCGGCGUCGCAGCCGAGAAGUCCUGGGAGUUCUUCAAGGAGAGCGCGCCGAAGGCGAUGGCCGAGGGCGUGCAGCUGGCCUCGGGACAUCCCGUUGCAAGUGGUGCGGUAUGCGGUGUCAUCGUGGGCGUCGUGCCGGCAACUGGGAUAGUUCUGAUACUGAAUGCUGUUGGUUUUGGCCCUGGUGGCGUCGUUGCCGGCUCCUUGGCGGCCAGCGCGCAUAGCAGCAUAGGCAGCGUUGCGGCUGGGUCGUUGUUCGCUAUGCUGCAGAGCGCUGGUGCAGGGGGGGCUGCCGCGUCUCUUACCGCGAUCUGUGGUGCCGUCGGUGGAUACAUAGGCGCGCUCUAUGGGUGGCAUGUGGGACAGGGAUAG